AUGGGUAGACGAAUCAACUACUCGAAACGUCGAACCUCCAUUAAACGCCUUCCGGCGAACGCCUCUGCUUCCUUUAAUUUGCCACCUGGGAAUCGCAUUUUCACUACUAUUGGCCUACAGCGUCGCCUACUAGGUCCUCUGAGCAAGGCUGGAGUCAGUUCAGACAAGGUCACGUGGGGCCGACAACCGACGACCCCGGAGAAAAGAGGAGGUGCCGACCGUAAGCCACGUGACCGGCGUGACACACUGUCUCACCGACACACCCCAGAGGCCGACAACACCACGCUGGCGCAGCAACGGCCGACCACUCCGCCCUCAGACGAGGGGGAGGCCGACAAGCCCGCUGGCUGA
Messenger RNA from Spirometra erinaceieuropaei, 351 nucleotides. Lineage: Eukaryota; Metazoa; Platyhelminthes; Cestoda; Diphyllobothriidea; Diphyllobothriidae. The record is from the annotation of a GenBank genome assembly.